This is a messenger RNA of Saprolegnia diclina VS20, 834 nucleotides long. RefSeq names its product CMGC/DYRK/DYRK1 protein kinase. NCBI's taxonomy places the organism in Eukaryota, Oomycota, Saprolegniomycetes, Saprolegniales, Saprolegniaceae. The record is from RefSeq and is a predicted model, not a curated record. Gene Ontology annotation, molecular function: protein serine/threonine kinase activity; ATP binding. The transcript is spliced from 3 exons. Bases 1 to 834 code for a protein of 277 amino acids. Gene Ontology annotation, biological process: peptidyl-serine phosphorylation; peptidyl-threonine phosphorylation.
AUGGCCAUCAGCAGCAGCAGCAUGGACCUCAUCCAUGGGACGACGCGCCUUGACGACCGCUUUCUCUUCCUGCGCGAGCUUGGCCAUGGCAUCUCGGGCGUCGUGCUUCUCGCCCUCGACACGCACCGCCAGACGCAGGUCGCGAUCAAGGUGUUUGCGCCGUCGCUGCUCGUCGCGGGCGAGCUUGAGGUCGCGCUGCUCCGCGCCGUCGACGCCCGUGACCCCGACCACCACGUGCCGAUCGUGUCGUUCAUCCACGCCUUUGAGUUUCGCGGCUCGUUGUGCAUCGCGAUGGAGUUGCUGGGACCGGCCAUCUUCCAGCGCCCGCGGGCGUCGGCAGAGGAAUACGAAUGGGCGUCCAUCGUGGAGCACAUGCGUCAUUGUCCAGCCAAGGUCGUCGCGCGCCGUCAUAUGGAGCUCGUGGCGCUUCGAACCAUCGUGGCGCAGACGUGCGCAGCCCUCGCCGUGCUUCACGACAUGAACAUCAUCCACGCCGACCUCAAGCCCGAAAACAUUCUCUACCGCGACGCCGCGAGAGCCGAUAUCAAGCUCAUCGACUUUGGCAACGCGAUCGACAACGUGAGCGUGCAGACAAUGGCGACGGACCACGGCUUCGACAUCCAAACGAUCCUCUACCGCGCGCCCGAGGUGGCCAUGGGCGUCUCCAUCUCGUGCGCGGCCGACAUGUGGUCGCUCGGCUGCAUCGUGCUCGAGUGCCUCCUCGGUCAGCCUCUCUUUAACGCCACCGACCGCUUGGCGCUGCUCGUCCAGAUGCAGCAGCUCGCCCCGACGCCGCUCUCGACGGUGCGUCACACCAUACCUACGCCGCAGUGA